AAGGUCACUCGGAAGUGUAGUCUCUCUCCACAGUAAACAUGGCGGCUGCAGCAACACCAGCAGUCCCAGAGAAAACACCGAAAUCAGCGCCUCCGGGCCCGGUGCCGUUUGACUUCUCUCAGCCCCCCGUUAUCGAGGGCUUCAACCCGCUACCGAAGAUCAGAGAUGAGACUUUCAAAGAGAAGUUUAUGAGGAAAACCAAGGAGAACCCCUUCGUCCCGAUAGGUUGUUUGGGCACAGCGGGAGCUCUGAUUUAUGGUCUCCGAGCCUUCCAUCAAGGGAAAACCAGACAGUCCCAGCUGCUGAUGAGGGGACGUAUCUUCGCUCAAGGCUUCACUGUAGUUGCCAUUAUUGUCGGCGUGCUGUCCACAGCUCUGAAACCCAAACAGUGAAGACGGAUCAGAACCGCACCCCUGCCAUGGUCCAUUCAGCCUGGAUUCAGACCAGAUCCACAUUAAAAUUGGACUGAAUGAUGUAUUAUGUUUCCAACAUUGUUCAGACACACAUGUUGAGGCCAACAUUAUUUAUUGUAAAAAACUGAACUGCUCAUGGUGAUCAAAUGUUUUUGCUUUAAGUUAGCAGAAUCGGCUCCUUACUAGAAAAUGUAAGCAAGCUGGACUUUAAACUGUGCUACAACAGUACCCCACAUAUUGUCAUGUUGUUAUUCUGUGUCACACCUAAAUGUGUCUUCUGAUAUAAAUUUUGAUUUGAACCUGGUCUCUUGUAUUUCAAACAUCACACAGCUCUAUUCCGGUGCCAUCCACUCCUCAUACAAUCUUUAUGUAACAGAAUUUAGAGAAAUUUAUUGUGAAGAGUUUUAUAUUCAUGGCUUUUAUGAGUAUGUCUCAAUGGUAGACACAGCUCAGUGUCAAGGUUCACCUUGAACACGCAUCAGACUUUCACCUGAAAACCCUUCAGGGCUUUAAAUGUCAAAUGCAACACUUUGUGAAAUCACUUCACCUAUAUGCAAAAAAUAUUAGUAUCCACUUAAGCGAGACACAUCGAGAAAAGAAAGUUAAAUUGUGACUUAAUAAAGAACCAAACACAAAACUUG
This is a messenger RNA of Acanthochromis polyacanthus (spiny chromis), 1054 nucleotides long. It is a transcript of the gene higd2a, whose product is annotated as HIG1 hypoxia inducible domain family, member 2A. The coding region runs from base 39 to 392 and encodes 117 amino acids. The record is from RefSeq and is a predicted model, not a curated record. Gene Ontology annotation, biological process: mitochondrial respirasome assembly. Gene Ontology annotation, cellular component: mitochondrion. The transcript is spliced from 2 exons. NCBI's taxonomy places the organism in Eukaryota, Metazoa, Chordata, Actinopteri, Pomacentridae.